Molecule: messenger RNA, 400 nt
Organism: Cynoglossus semilaevis (tongue sole)
Lineage: Eukaryota; Metazoa; Chordata; Actinopteri; Pleuronectiformes; Cynoglossidae
Product: receptor tyrosine-protein kinase erbB-3-like
Exons: 2
Source: RefSeq, a predicted model, not a curated record
AUGAUUAUUUACUUAUAAUUAUGAACCAAAUAUUGUUCCAAAUUUGCAGGUUGGAUGAUUGACGAGAACGUUCGUCCCACGUUCAAAGAGCUGGCGAGUGAGUUCACCAGGAUGGCCAGAGAUCCACCUCGCUACCUGGUGAUCAAGGAGGACUGCAGCCAACAGGACGCAGCCGUCGAUGAAGUUCCACAGAAGAGUGUAGAUCUGGAAGAUCUGGACGAUCUGGACCUUGAGCUGAAGGACCAGGAGGAUGACCAGGUUGAUGACGGCAUCGCCUCAGGAUCGUACUACCUGUCCCAGUCCAGAAGCAUCAGUCAUCUCUCCAGACUGGACACACACAGAGUAAGAGACAUGAGGGACAGUUCUACACCAUAUAUAUCUACAUGUAAAUCAGUCAAAG